This is a messenger RNA of Osmia bicornis bicornis, 1320 nucleotides long. RefSeq lists its product as uncharacterized. NCBI's taxonomy places the organism in Eukaryota, Metazoa, Arthropoda, Insecta, Hymenoptera, Megachilidae. The transcript is spliced from 2 exons. The coding region runs from base 1 to 840 and encodes 279 amino acids. The record is from RefSeq and is a predicted model, not a curated record.
AUGGCUAACAACAUUUAUGAAUUAGAGCAAAAAAAACAUAUGGAAAUGUUACAGAAUUGGCAAAAUAGAAGAGAUGCCAUUGAAGAAGAAACCAUCGGUCAAGCGAAAAAUCCGAGAUGGUUGAAUUACAAAUCUAAAUUAUUGACGGCCUCUAAUUUUGGAAGAAUAUGCCGUCGUCGAAUUGGUACGCUCUGUGGAAAUGCAGUGAAGUCGUUAGUGUAUCCACGACUGAUUAGUGCACCUGCAGUACAAUAUGGACAGGAAUGCGAAAAAUUCGCACGUGAAGAACUAAGUGUGUGCAUUGGUGUUGAAAUUAAAGAAUGUGGAUUAUUUAUUGAUAGUGCCAUCCCGUUCUUAGGAGCUUCGCCAGAUGGACUUAUAAACGAAGAGGGCAUUGUUGAAAUCAAAUGUCCGAAAACGGCGGAGAAUUUAUUGCCGGAGGAGGCAAUCAAAAGUGUUGCAGUUAUUCGGCGUAUAUUUGCAGACGCAGAAGGAAAUGCACUGAACAGGAACCACUACUAUUACUACCAAAUACAAGGACAAUUACAUGUCACAGGUAGAAAAUAUUGCUUAUUUUGUAUCUGGACCCGAAAAGGGUUAAAGUACAUUAGAGUCGAUAGAGACGAUAACUUUUGGCAAAACAAUAUGGAGCCAAAAUUAAUUCAAUUUUAUUUAUUGUGCAUGUUACCGGAAUUAAUAGAUAGCCGGUACAAUAGAGGAAUGCCCAUUCGGGAGCCUCAAUUUAUAACAGAGGAAAGAGCAAGCUUAGAAAAGCGUAAAAGGUCGAUCUCAGAAAGUAGCACGAAUACUGCUACUGUCCGGCGUCGCACUGCACUGUAAAGUGCAGUACCACUGACUCUGUUGGUGGUUCACAAUUGCACGAAAUAGCAAUUGUACUCGUGGAUCAUACGAUCUCGCGAGUUGUUCGACGCCGGUAUACACAUUUCAAAAUAGUGACCUUUCAAAAAUCAAAAAGGUCUUAUGCGGACAGUAAUAAAAAAUACUGCUACUGUCCGGCGUCGCACUGCACUUUAAGGUGCAGUACCACUGACUCUGUUGGUGGUUCACAAUUGCACGAAAUCGCAAUUGUACUCGCGGAUCAUACGAUCUCGUGAGUUACGCGACGCCAUAAUAUAUUUCUUUGUUUUGUUUAAAAAAUUUGUUACAGCUUUUCGAAGAAAGGAUUCCCGAGAAGAGGUAUUUUGGAGCGAAGCGAGCGUAGAACUGCAAAUGUAUUUUUUCAACUGAAAUAAUUUUUUUCUUAUUCCAUUCUUGAAAUUAUUAAUGUCCUGUAGUUUUCAUUCCUAUAAUUAUAAAAAA